UGUAAAUUUGUUGUUGAGCGUGAGCAGACGUGUCGCGGAAGCGUUAUUAAAAGAAAAAUAGAGAAGCACUAGCGCUGCAUAAUAUGUUAAUAAGUUAGUUAAAUACCGCAACCAACAAUAAAAGCGCAUACGUUUGGAAACUCGUUGAUUAGUGUAGAAAAGUCUGUUCAGUGGAAAUAAAUGCAAGUGCAAGAAAAUUUUCGCAACGCUUUGACACGCUGCCAAAAAAGUAUUUAAAGUGAGCGCAAAGAAAUCUGCCAACAGCAUAUUUUUACAUUCUCGCUUCAUAUCCACUUUCGUGCAUCGCGCGUUUGUUUGAGAGUGCGUGUGUGUGUGUGUGAAGUAUAGCAAUAUAAAAAAAGACUGCAAAAAUAACGCCGCAUCGUUUUGCUGCUGUACCAAAUAAAAUAAAAACUUUCAACACUACUGCUAUUCAAAGUAUCCGUAGUUGUUGUUGUUGUUGUUGUUGGGGCGUGUGUGCAAAUUGUGUUGGUUGAAUGUCGCAGAAACACCAGCAAGCCUAUCAACCGCUACCAACUGCCGUAGCCGCCAUGGACAAUCCGGCAAUGAGCAACAGCAGCAGCAGCAGUGGGAGCAACGACGAUGUAGCCGGUCUAGCACCCAGCGGCUUACCUGCCACAUAUUCAUCACAACAAUUAGUGUCGUCAGAUUCCGAUUCAAUGGAGGAACGCCAACGAUUACGUGGCGGUGAUAAUAUUAUUAUUAAUGCCCCAGAGGGAAGACCAUCGUGCCUUAGAUCCAUUGGUCACUCGCAAUGGUUUACCGUUGGAGUGCUCUGCUUUGUCAAUUUAAUAAACUACAUGGAUCGUUUUACAAUUGCGGGCGUGCUCGUGGACGUGCAGUCAGACUUCAAUAUCGAUAACGAUAGUGCGGGCUUGUUGCAAACAGCUUUCGUCAUCUCGUAUAUGAUAUGUGCGCCAGUAUUUGGCUAUUUGGGUGAUCGAUACUCGCGCCGCUGGAUUAUGGCGGUGGGAGUGUUCCUCUGGUCAACGACCACAUUGCUUGGCUCGUUUAUGCAUCAAUUUGGUUGGUUUAUCACAUUUCGUGCCUUGGUUGGCAUUGGUGAGGCAUCAUACAGCACCAUUGCGCCAACGAUAAUCUCGGACUUAUUUGUCAACGAUAUGCGAUCCAAAAUGCUGGCAAUGUUUUACUUUGCCAUACCCGUGGGCUCUGGACUGGGUUAUAUUGUGGGUUCAAAGACGGCGCAUUUUGCCAACAAUUGGCGCUGGGCGCUGCGUGUGACGCCCGUUUUGGGUAUUGCGGCUGUGGUGCUGAUACUGAUGCUGAAGGAUCCGAAGCGUGGCCAGAGCGAGGGCGCAACGAAUGUGGUGGCCACCAGCUAUUGCGAGGAUAUUAAGGAUCUGUUGAGAAAUCGCUCGUUUAUGCUUUCAACUGCGGGCUUCACCUGUGUGGCCUUUGUGGCAGGUGCGCUGGCCUGGUGGGGACCCACUUUCAUUCACGCCGGCAUGAAGAUGCAGCCGGGCAAUGAGAAUCUGGAUCAGGAUGAAGUUGCCUUUAAGUUUGGCGUAAUUACCAUGAUUGCUGGUCUAAUUGGCGUGCCACUGGGCGCGAUUUUAUCACAAUAUAUCGUCAAGCGUUUACCGACCGCCGAUCCCGUUAUAUGCGCUUUUGGCCUGCUGCUUAGUGCGCCGCUUCUAACUGGCGCUUGUUUGCUCGUCUCUAGCAAUUCACUUGGCACCUAUUUCUUAAUAUUCUUUGGCCAAUUAGCUUUAAAUUUAAACUGGGCAAUUGUUGCGGAUAUACUGCUGUAUGUGGUAGUGCCGGCGCGACGCUCAACAGCCGAAGCUUUCCAAAUUCUCAUCUCACAUGCGCUGGGAGAUGCCGGCAGUCCGUACCUGGUGGGCGCAAUUUCUGUCGCUAUUAAGAAUCAUCUGCGUCUAAGCAGAAGCGAUGAAAGCAGCAGCAAUAAAAGUCUGGAGAGUCUCUCACUAACACUGGGAAAUGCCACAGAAUCUGUGAUGGAAGCAUUCAAUUCCACAGCAAUAAAUAACACGAGCACGGAUAUGCCACUAAGGGAUUUGAGUCAGAAAGCGGAAGAUUCUAUAUCCUUUGAAGCCCUGCAAUAUUCGCUAUUCUCCACUACUUUUGUGGAGGUGCUGGGUGGCAUAUUCUUCUUGAUCACCGCCUGCUUUAUACUCAAGGACAAGUUCAAGGCCACACGUGCCACUUUAGCGCACAAUUUGAAUUUGGCGCCAACAACACAAAAUAAAAAUAAUGAUAUAUUUGAUUCGGAUUGCCUGGUCAUGUGCACCGAUAUUGCUUUGCGUGAGCGGGAGCUUGCGUGAAUAUAUCUCAGCAAUCAGAAUGCAUUAAUUUAAUGCGAUGUUCGAAUCGAAUUAAUUAGUUGUUUAGCUAUUUUGGCCAAGCAGUUUCUUUGCAUAGAAGCCAAUGCUGCAUAUGCGCGUCAACGGGAGCGGACAGACAAUAGAUCAGAAGCCUAAUAUCAGCCCAUACGCGAAAUUUUACUGCGAUCCCAGGCCAAUCGUGUUUUGGAUGAACUAAUACUGACUGAAAAUCAUCUUUAAAUUAAUUUAUAUCACACAACCAAAACAUACAUGCAUACUUAUACAUAACUAUAUGCAUGUAUUCGAUAUUUUGUCUUAUUGUUCUUAAGUUGCAAAUGCGCUUGAAAUUGUUUUUUUUUAUUAAUGGAAGCGCGCGUGUUCCUAUCGGAUCAAAUGUACAAUUGCAUAUUCAUUUGUAUAUAUACAAAUACAUGAUACGUACUAAAGUAGAUAGUCUAUAAUGUCUAUAUCAUAAAAACAAUCACGAGUCAUAUGUUCAUGUAAAAAAACCAUUAUUUUAGCCAAGACAAAAGCAAUCAAAAGUGUGUGAGAGCAUGUUCCAUACUAGAUCCUCUAAAAAGUGCUUUUCUUUUAUAAAUAGUUAAAUAGAUUUUAGUCUAAGCUAUGGUUAAUUGUAAAUAGUAACGCAAAGAAUUGGAAUUUAGUUUAAAUGUUUGUUUAUCUCAGGCAUAACGCAUGAAAUGUUUUAAUGGGGUUUACAAUUUGUAUAUAUAGUAGCACCCGGCCAUAAGUAAUAAGCACAUAGUCUCUGAAUAUUAAAAGAUAGAUAUCUAGAUAUCUUAAUUAAGAUUAAUUAUUUAGGUAUAUAUAAAUAUACACCAUUAUCUUA
This is a messenger RNA of Drosophila busckii, 3177 nucleotides long. It is a transcript of the gene spin, whose product is annotated as protein spinster. Bases 498 to 2327 code for a protein of 609 amino acids. Lineage: Eukaryota; Metazoa; Arthropoda; Insecta; Diptera; Drosophilidae. Gene Ontology annotation, cellular component: membrane. The record is from RefSeq and is a predicted model, not a curated record. Gene Ontology annotation, biological process: transmembrane transport. Gene Ontology annotation, molecular function: transmembrane transporter activity. The transcript has 9 exons.